Molecule: messenger RNA, 759 nt
Organism: Fraxinus pennsylvanica
Lineage: Eukaryota; Viridiplantae; Streptophyta; Magnoliopsida; Lamiales; Oleaceae
Source: the annotation of a GenBank genome assembly
AUGUUGGCUGUUUUUGACAAGAAGGUGGCAAAGAGCCCUCAAGAAUUGCAGAGCCCACAAAAUGAAUCCGUAUAUGCACUCAAAGAUGGAUUUUUGGGAACCCAUUUUUCAUCCCUGCACCCUUCUUCUUCAUCUGUUGUACUCAAUCUUGCUUCUUCUGGCCUCAUGGCUUAUUCUUCUGAUAGGCAAAAUCCGCUUCUUCCAAGAUUGUUUGCAGUUGUAGAUGACAUAUUCUGUUUGUUCGAAGGCCACAUUGAGAAUGUUGCACAUCUCAAACAGCAAUACGGGUUGAACAAGACUGCAAAUGAAGUGAUCAUUGUUAUUGAGGCUUACAGGACCUUAAGGGAUAGAGGCCCUUACCCUGCUAAUCAAGUGGUCAGAGAUAUUGAAGGAAAAUUUAUAUUCAUUAUCUACGACAACUCUUCAAAAACCACGUUUGUAGCUACCGAUGCCGAUGGGAGUGUACCCUUCUUCUGGGGAACUGAUUCUGAAGGUCACCUUGUUCUCUCGAAUGACUUGGAAGCUGUGAAGAAAGGCUGCGGCAAAUCUUUUGCUCCAUUUCCCAAAGGAUGCUUUUUCACCUCUUCCGGAGGUCUUCGUAGUUAUGAGCAUCCCGUGAGUGAGUUGAAAGCAGUGCCAAGAGUGGACAGUUCGGGUGAGCUAUGUGGGGCAACCUUUAAGGUAGACACAGAGUCUCGUAAAGAAAAGACUAGCAUGCCUAGAGUUGGAAGUGAUGCAAACUGGUCUCAACACUACUGA